AUGCCUCCUCCAUUUGAUAUGAUUUCUAAGAUGCAUCCUCCUAGAGAGGCUUGGAGGUUGAAAGUUAGGAUUCUAAGGCUUUGGGUUGUACCUUCUUUUGGUAACAAUGAGGUUCCUAACUCAAUGGAGAUGAUUCUCCUUGAUGAGCAUUGUGGAAAAAUACAAGCUACAGUUAAGAAACCACUCCUUAAUAGGUUUAGGGAUCUUAUAGUUGAGGGUCAGGUUUAUAGAAUGGCAUACUUUACUGUUGUUUCAAAUCAUGGUAGUUAUAGAGCAACUUCUCAUGAAUUCAAAUUGGUUUUCCUUCACCGAACCACUGUUGUAGCUGUUGAUGAAGACGUUAUCCCUAAGACUUGUUUCAACAUGUUUCCUUUUUCUGAUUUGCUGAAUAUGACUGAAGAUUAUGAUUUUUUAGUUGAUGUUAUUGGUCUUUUAACUUCAGUGGGAGAAGAGAAAGAAUAUGCAAAAGAGGGCAAAAUUGUGAAAAUGAUUGUGCUGGAAUUAACUUCCAAAGAUCUUACCUUGCGAUAUGCAUUGUUUGGGGACUAUGUUAAUCAAGUAAAUCAUUUCCUUGCGUCUGGCUAUGUGGAGCAGCCUGUUGUAGUCAUUCAACUUGCAAAAGUCAAGUUCUUUAGGGGUCAAGUAGGCCUUCAAAAUGUGAUGUAUGCCACUCAAAUGUUAUUUAAUCCUGAUCUUCCUGAGGUUGUUGAGUUCAGGCAGAGUAUGAUUGAGCAAGGGGUGAAUGGUACUCAGCCACUGUUUAUUGCAAAUGAGGGUACAGUUGUGUCCUUGGAAGAUGAUUUCAUGCGUUUAACUAGAAAAUGCACCAUUGAAGAACUUCAAGAUAAGAAUCAGGAGGGUUCUUUUAUCAUUUUUGGUACAAUCCAAGGUAUUGUUGAGGAUGAAGGUUGGUGGUAUUCUGCUUGUGUGUGUGGAAAGGGUAUCUAUCCUCAAAAUGGUGUAUAUUACUGUGAUUUCUGUUUGAAGCACAUAACCAAUGUCACUCCAAGAUUUAAAGUUAAAAUAACAGUUGAGGAUCAUAGUGGGGAGGGUAUUUUCCUUCUCUUUGAUCGUGAGGCAUCAUAUUUGCUUAAGAAAUCAUGUGCUGACUUGUUUAGUGAGGUUCAAAGAGAUGCAAGUCUUGUAUGUGGGGAUACUUAUCCUCCCAUUUUCCAAGGGCUCAUUGGAAAGAAGUUACUGCUUAAGGUUGAUACCAAAGGUGUCCCACAUGAUACCUUUUAUGGCACUUUCCGAGUUAGGAGAAUAUGUGAUGAUCCUACGAUUAUUACCAUGUUUGAACUUCCCAAUUAUGAUGCUGAUGAUGAGUCUACUCCAAAAAAGGAGCCUGAUUUACACAAAUCUGUCCUGUUUGGAAAAGGGGAUAUUGGUGUUAAGGAGGAGUCUUCAAAGAGUUGUAUCAAAAGUGAAAAAGUUGAUGGUGAGUGUUGUGGGAUUUUAUGUAAGUCUCCAGUUCUUAUAGAUUUUCUUGCUGAAAAACAGUCUGCUGUUUCUAGAGGGUCUGAGUUUUCUGCGUUAGUUACUGGUGAAGAUGGGAAAGAUGAGAAAACACCCACCAAUGAUACUGUUAGUGAUGAUCUUUCUUCUGAACUGGAUAUAUUGCUUAGCUCACCAGAAAAGGAAACUCAGGAUGCGCUGUCCCAUGUUCUCCAUGCACGUUGCCAAUAUGGAGGAAAGGUUACUCAUGACAAUGAUGUUGUCAUCUCCAAGGGCAAGAGGAAUUUGAAUCCCCAAUUUGAAGAAGUGGCUACUGUUGCAGAUGAGCGUGGGUCCAAGGUUGCCAAGGUUAAUGGGGUGUGA
This is a messenger RNA of Arachis stenosperma, 1818 nucleotides long. Its product is annotated as replication protein A 70 kDa DNA-binding subunit C-like. Gene Ontology annotation, molecular function: DNA binding. Gene Ontology annotation, cellular component: nucleus. The record is from RefSeq and is a predicted model, not a curated record. The transcript has 11 exons. NCBI's taxonomy places the organism in Eukaryota, Viridiplantae, Streptophyta, Magnoliopsida, Fabales, Fabaceae. Gene Ontology annotation, biological process: DNA replication; DNA recombination; DNA repair. Bases 1 to 1818 code for a protein of 605 amino acids.